GGAAAAGGGAAAUGGUAUGUUAUGGAAAAUUAAUGAAUAAUAUCAAAUAUUAUGUAAGUGUAUUACCUAUCUAUGGUGAAUAAUGUAUGUAUGUAAAUUCACAACAGAAAACGAAAUAGAAACGAAAAUAAUAAGGAGAACAACAAACUUUGUGCUUGUGCAUCACUGAAAUAUCGUGAUAUAAAUAUAUAUUAAUUGGGUUUUGCAUUAAAAACAAAGACGGAAUCACAAUGCUUUGUUCGCAUCGAGAAGUGACGCAUAUCAAAUUGAAUUACACGAGAAUGUGCUUCUUAGUGAAUUGUCUAAAAAGAUUUAAAAGUUCACAAGAAUGGCUGAGUCGUCAAAAGGCUGAUCCUUAUGUAGAGAAAGCUAAGAUAUACAACUAUAGAUGUCGCAGUGCCUUCAAAUUAUUGGAGAUGAAUGAAAGAACCAAUAUAUUGAGACCUGGCCUAGCUGUUAUUGAUCUUGGAGCAUGUCCCGGUUCUUGGACGCAAGUGGCGGUUCAGAAAACAAAUGCGGAUGGUGCAGAUCCUAGUAAGCCCAAGGGAACAGUCUUGUCAAUUGAUAAACUUCAGAUUUUUCCUAUUCAGGGAGCAACAAUACUAAAUAACAUGGAUUUCUCUACAAUUGAAGCACAUGACAAAGUUGUAGAAGUUUUAAAUGGCCAACAAGUUGAUCUAGUUCUCUCUGACAUGGCUCCCAGUGCAACAGGUGUCCGGGAAUUGGAUAAAGAUAGAAUAAUUGGUCUCUGUUACAUGGCUAUCAGAUUUGCAGCACUUGUGACAAAAAGAGAAGGAAAUUUACUAUUUAAAGUAUGGGAUGGAAAAGAAGUUCCUAUACUAGAAAUGGAUUUAGCAAGGUUUUAUAAGAAUAUAAAGAUAUUAAAGCCGAUGGCAAGCAGGACUGAAUCUUCAGAAAAGUUUAUUUUAGCAAAGGGAUUCAAGGGGAUACAGAGACCUUUACAAAAUGGCAGAUGGGGUUGAAUAGGUUAAGGAAUGUGGUUGUGGCCUUGGCAUCACCUAUACAAGUGGUCCGCAAUGCCUGACUCAAAAGCUACAUGCGGUUCUUUGACUGCUUGGCUAUGGCUCUUCAAUGAAAUUAUUAGUCUGGGCACGGAGUAAUACUUUUGAACUAGUAGAGCACUUAGGCAUUUCAAAAAUGUUGCCAUGUAAGUAUGAGAAAACAUUUUUGUAAUGCAAGGCUAUGGAAAAUAGCUGUUUGAAUCAAUUUCAAUUGUAUAUUAUCUAUAUUUGGCCAUUUUGGAUGAUAAGAUUUCUGCCCACUGGCCAAUACCAAUUAGUAGUGACCACUUUACCACCCACCCGAUGGUGGGUUACGAGUGCCACAACAUUGUGCAAUAAAAAAGUUAAUAAUUGAGAUAUGAUAUAAACUGUAACUGUGUAAAUAAAUAAAAUAAGGAUAA
Messenger RNA from Bombyx mandarina (wild silkworm), 1423 nucleotides. It is a transcript of the gene Mrm2, whose product is annotated as Mitochondrial rRNA methyltransferase 2. Gene Ontology annotation, molecular function: rRNA (uridine-2'-O-ribose)-methyltransferase activity. Gene Ontology annotation, cellular component: mitochondrion. The record is from RefSeq and is a predicted model, not a curated record. Gene Ontology annotation, biological process: RNA methylation. Lineage: Eukaryota; Metazoa; Arthropoda; Insecta; Lepidoptera; Bombycidae.